Molecule: messenger RNA, 2169 nt
Organism: Trichoderma asperellum CBS 433.97
Lineage: Eukaryota; Fungi; Ascomycota; Sordariomycetes; Hypocreales; Hypocreaceae
Biological process (GO): positive regulation of transcription by RNA polymerase II; negative regulation of transcription by RNA polymerase II
Cellular component (GO): nucleus; transcription regulator complex
Source: RefSeq, a predicted model, not a curated record
AUGGGACAUCCGGGAGUCGCAGGGCAUCCGAUGGCAGGCCCUGGUAUGCAACCCAACGCAGGCCAGCAGGGCGCGCCUGGUGGGAUGCCUCACCAGUUUGCCGGCAGCCACAUUGCCGUGUCUGGUCCAGGAGGCCAGGUCAAUCCGGCCUUGAUGGGCGGCAUGCCUCCCGGGGCAACCCCGAAUCCUCACCCGAUGCACCAACUGAGCCCCGCGCAACAACAGCAGAUGUUUCAACACCAGCAGCAGCAGUUGCAGCAGCAAUUUGGGAUGAACAACCCGAGCGCAAUGGCUGCUAUACGCCAGCAGCACAUUCUCCAGCAACAACAGCGGCAAGCUUUGAUGGCGCAGCAGUUCCCAGGAAUGACUCCUGCCGGAGUCAACGGCAUGCCUAUGGGCAUGCAACUCACACCGCAGCAAAUUCACCAGCUGAGACAGGCGCGGAACGCUGCUGGACUGGGUCACGUAAAUGCGCAUAACCCGCAAGCGAUCAUGGCCCAACAGCUGGCCCUUCAGCAACAGGCAGCAGCCCAAGCCCAGCAACAGGCAGCGCAGCAGCAGGCUCAGCAGCAGCAGCAGGCCGCGCAGCAGCAAGCAGCGCACAACCAGCAAAUGGCUGCGGGCCAUAACCAAGCACAACACAUGACGAUGAAUGCUCAACCUAUGCCGGGUAUGCCACAGCCGAAUCCUAUGGCCACUCAGCCAUCAAUGGGCGCUCAGCAGCAGCCGGGUCAGCAACCGCCAGGCCAGCCCCAGCCGCAACCCCAGCAGCAACCUGGUCCCCAGUCGCAGCCGACGCCUCAGCAAGCCUCACAAGCCGGUACACCUGCACCGACGGGGCAACAGACUCCUCAGACACCCGCACCGACUCCGGCUCAGGCGAAUCAGAUGCAGCAGGGCCAACCCCAGCCUCAACAGGCCCAUCCUCCGAAUCAAACUCAGAUGGCUGCCGUGGCAACCCAGCAACUCAUGGCCAACACCAUGAUGCAACAGCAGCAGCAGCAGCUUAGAGAAGGGAUGAAGACAAGGUGCCUUUUAAGACUGAUGCACUUUGGCGAAUGCCUAAGUACCUUCCCUGGAGCAAAGAGCAAAGAGGAUCUCGCGUAUUGGGGCAGAGUUGUAUCCCAGUUCUUCUCAUCACCCAACGGCGUUUUCCGCCAUUCAUUACACGUUAGCGAGAACGAAGAUGCAGCAGAUAAGCAAUAUGAAAUUGCUUACCCGGUAAUUGCUCGAUAUAUCCAUACCUAUUUCAGCAGUGGCGUCAAAAGUAUACAACUCAUUCUCGACGGUGGGAGCAUCGACAAGGCAUUGCCUGGGGACUGCUACUGUAUCGAGAACCAACGAGCAAGCUUCGUCUAUUGGUUUGAGACGGGUUCACAUCUUGUGGCCAAUGGAACGCUACGUACGCAGUUUGAUGCCGAACAGAAAAUCGAAUUGUUCGAAUUUCUCACCACAGGACACGAGGAAUUUGUAUCUAUGCGAAGUGUCGUCGAGGCAGCGAAGCCAACACAUGAAUGGAUCAAGGAGUGGCGUACUGUCAACACGAUUGAUGGCAAGCAGUCUCCAGAAAUGUCCAAGAAGGGCAAGGCUCGGCAGCUCAAGUCGCCUCAGAAAGAGCCACCCGGAGUGCUGGUUGAUCUUAAUUCGGCUGUUAACAAACAAGGUGUCACUCCGGCCGUCCAUCAAUUCCUCGAGAUUGUGGAAGUCAUGGGUCAGAUGAACCCACUAAUCGGAUUCUAUAACUCCAACCCUGGCCUGACUCCCUAUGGAGCGCUUGAACAAUACGUAGCAACCCAAAUCAAUAGCGCGACACCGGCGAUGAAUGGCCAAGCUAUGGUACAAGGGCCCAGGACACCCGGUUUUGGGCAAUUUCCAAUGGGAGCGAGCCCUGCGGCGGUACAUAUGAACCUUCCCGGCUCACCUCACAUCGGUAGUCCCGCGCCAGGUCAAGCUCCUGGCAUGCAGCUCCAGCCAAGCCAACAGGGAACAAGUUCGAGCGGGCCAAGUGCAAACACGUCACCGGCUUCCAAUAAGCGUCGGCGUCCGUCUACUGUCAAAGUUGAAGAUGAUUCCAUCGCCCCAGGCGCUGGCCAAGUCAACGGGGUACAGAGCAGGGUCAAACCCCAGACUCCUCGGAUGGCAAAGCGUGUCAAGGGCAACCCAGCUUGA